Messenger RNA from Ceratitis capitata (Mediterranean fruit fly), 1370 nucleotides. Its product is annotated as myosin-10. The transcript is spliced from 3 exons. The record is from RefSeq and is a predicted model, not a curated record. Bases 207 to 1118 code for a protein of 303 amino acids. NCBI's taxonomy places the organism in Eukaryota, Metazoa, Arthropoda, Insecta, Diptera, Tephritidae.
ACAUUAUCUCAGCUUUUAGGAAAAACCACUGAAAAAUCUUUCAAAUCAGUUGCUAUUCGUCUGCUUGGACGAUGUGUUUAUUCUAAGUGAAAACUCUUUUUCGAUUUUGAAAAUCGUUUUUUUUAUUUUGAAAAUUUGCAACACCGUUCGGUAUAACCUUUGUUCAAUAUAUUUCGAGGUGACAAUUUUACUUUGCAAAUAUAAAAAUGGUGAACGAACUGAAUAAACCGCCUUCACAGGAGAAUUUAGCACUUGGCGAGCGCUUGCUCAAUUCCCAACGUCAAUUGCAAGAGAUGCAAGAAGAGCAUCGACAAUUGCUGCAAGAAAUGGAAGUACUCCGUCAACGCGCUGCCACAUUGAGUCGUCUGAACGAACAACAGUUUGGACAUAUUGGCCAUCAUCAAACCCUUAGCGAAACACCUAGACAUGACUCAAAUGAAGAGACUGCAAACCAUUUCGCCGAGGCUACCGAGCACGGCGGGGUAGACGCUGUGGAGCAAGUAAUCACACCAAAUGAUGUUCCAGAACAAAGCAUUAAUAUAAAUACACUCGAUGCUGAAGCGACAACUCCAACUACACAAACGCAUAUAACAGCGAAUGACAAUGCAGACGAUGAAGAUCCCGAAACAGCUGAGUAUUUACAGAAAAAAUUGGCCGAGAUAGCAAAGCUGAAAGCGCGUUUCAAGCACGUACAAAAUAUAAUGAACACCACCAAUAUGAUCGAAGAUCACAUUACUUCGAAGAGCAAUAACAUCGAAACUACAAAAGCUUUGGAGAGUUCAUUAAAUAAAUUAAUGUUAAGUGAUGGUCUUUCAGAAGAAGUACAGUCACCAUGUGUGACCAGCACAACAGCUAUUCAGUCAAACGCGGAACCCAACACAAAUGACAACCAAAACGAUCCAGCAAAAUAUGAAAAUACUACAAUAACUGACGACCCAGAAACAUUGAGCUCAUAUGCACCACCACAAGUAGCCAAUGAGGAGCUACUCUCAGCCAUGAUGAAUAUGUUUACUGAUUUUACAGCAGAUUUGCGUAGUCAGGCGGAUGAUUUGCGUGCGGAGCGUGAUCGUUUGCGUGCGCUCAAGGAAGAUCUUUUACGUAGAAAACGUCAGUCGUAGAUCAAACAAGUAAUCUGAUAUUUAUUUUAAUUAAACAUUUACCUACUUUCGAAAUCUUAAUCUGCGGAUAUCACAAAUCCAAAUUACGUUGAACUUAUAGAAGAUAUAUAUACAUAUACAUGGUUAAAACAACGAUUCUUAAAAAGUCUUACUAAAUCACAUAUAUUGCAUAAAUUAUAAUAUACUUUUUUGGAUAUUAAUUAUACUGCAUUUUAUAUAAAGCAAGAUAAAAACUGUUUUAGAAUCUCAAAA